GUAAGAACUGCUUUUUCGAAAACAGCCCCGUAUCCCCUGCAAGCAGCCUCGUUUUGGGAGAAGAGGAUCUCGCCAGCGCAAGGGCUGGCUCUCCCCUGUAGCGCUGGUCACAUGACGACAUGUGUCAAUGACAUCAUUACCGCCGUUGUCGUUGAGCAAACAAGUGACAGAACUGUUCUUAAAGGCGAACGGCAUCACCAGGGUAACCACCUCUAUUCUGAAAACUCCAGUCGGACGCCCUCUACUAUCGAACACCAUGAGUGACACUGUAACCCGCGAGGUUGCCAAAGGUGUAUGGAUAUUCUCGAGACCAUUUGCAAGAUAUGGUGUAUUACCGAUGGGUGGGAGAUCCACGGCCAUCAAACUGUCGGAUGGUGGAGUGUGGGUACUCGCUUCAACGCCGUUAUCCGAAGAGACGAAGAGAAAAAUCGAUGAACUUGGACAAGUAAAGUACAUCAUCAACGCUGAUGCCGUGCACCACCUCUUCCUAGGCGAAUUUAAGAGAGCAUAUCCGGACGCGAAGCUAAUAGGGGUAGCAGAUACGUUAAAGCGUAUUGACGAUAAGAGCAUCAAAUUUGAUGGUUUGUGGGGUCGCGAUCCUCCCGAUACGGAGUAUGGCUUCGAAAACGACAUCAAGCACUGUUAUUUCUCCGGUUUCAGGAAUAAAGAUGUAGCGUUCCUCCAUGACCUCCUCCUUAAUCUACCGGCUACCGAGCAAGCGACAUUAAAGCCGAAUUCAUGGGCGCAACAGAAGAUCUUGCAAAGUCUUGCUACUGACAUGGAAGCCAUGAAGCGCGAUGCGAGGACAGUGGCAUCUUGGGACUUCGACAGAAUUAUCCCUUGUCAUGGCGACGUCAUAGAGCGUGAUGGGAGCAAGGCGUGGAGGGAGGCGUACAAGUUUUUCAUUGACUAAUUUAUGUGUGCUGUUGCGUUAUCUCCUUUGGGCCGCGGAUGUACUAUGCCAUGCUACUCAUGUCAGUCCGCGAGUAUCUUGAGCUUGAGGUAUGUAUUCGUACCGACUCCUUCUGAAGACAGCGAC
Messenger RNA from Pisolithus orientalis, 1039 nucleotides. RefSeq lists its product as uncharacterized. NCBI's taxonomy places the organism in Eukaryota, Fungi, Basidiomycota, Agaricomycetes, Boletales, Pisolithaceae. The record is from RefSeq and is a predicted model, not a curated record. Bases 128 to 913 code for a protein of 261 amino acids. The transcript is spliced from 12 exons.